AGAAAGAGAAGAAGGAAGUUGAAGGGAUUGAUUAAUGUCAUAGACUCAUAGCCAACCCACAUAGCUUAGUGGGGUUCUCUCUUUGCCUGGCUGAAAUGGUAGUUUGGUUUUUUUUUUCAUAGAGUAGAUCGCCGGAUUUUAACAUGACACGCAUUGCUAUUAACGAUACGUGUCUGCCUUCUCCGCCCAAAAUCAACCUCUACCUUCCAUUUUCUAUGUACCCAUUCCUUCCAAAUAUUCCUCUCUUCCAUUAAUUCCAUUUCUCUGUUACACCCACCUUCACAUUUCCCAUUUCAUUCUUGAAACUACCCUUUUCAUGGCGCCUUCCAAUACCAAUCCUGUUGCAGUUGCAGAUGAAGUUCUUCAGAAAUCAAGAGUCACCGUUGUUGGUAGUGGAAAUUGGGGUAGUGUUGCAGCCAAGCUCAUUGCUUCUAACACCCUCAACAUCAAUUCUUUCCACGAUGAAGUUAGGAUGUGGGUCUUUGAGGAGACAUUGCCAUCCGGUGAAAAACUCUCCGAAGUCAUCAAUCGGACCAAUGAGAAUGUUAAGUAUCUUCCUGGUAUAAAAUUACCUAAAAAUGUUGUUGCAGAUCCUGAUAUUGAACAUGCAGUGAAGGAUGCUAACAUGUUAGUGUUUGUGACUCCUCAUCAAUUCAUGGAGGGGAUUUGCAAGAGGCUAAUUGGGAAAAUUAGGAAAGAUGCUGUAGCAAUUUCCCUAAUUAAAGGAAUGGAGGUCAAGAAGGAAGGACCUUGCAUGAUCUCUACCCUCAUCUCUGAAAUUCUUGGGAUCAGUUGUUGUGUUCUAAUGGGAGCCAACAUUGCCAAUGAGAUUGCAGUUGAGAAGUUCAGCGAAGCAACGGUUGGAUAUAGGGAGAACAAAGAGAUUGCGGAGAAAUGGGUUCGCCUAUUCAAUACUCCUUACUUUAUGGUCUCAGCUGUUCAAGAUGUGGAAGGAGUCGAACUUUGUGGAACUCUUAAAAAUGUUGUGGCUCUAGCAGCAGGCUUUGUGGACGGCCUCGAUAUGGGAAAUAACACUAAGGCUGCAAUAAUGAGAAUUGGCUUGAGAGAGAUGAAGGCCUUAUCCAAGCUAUUGUUUCCUUCUGUCAAAGAUAAUACAUUCUUUGAGAGUUGUGGAGUAGCAGAUCUGAUAACUACUUGCUUGGGAGGAAGAAACAGGAGAUGUGCUGAUGCUUUUGCAAGGAACGGAGGAAAAAGGUCUUUUGAUGAACUUGAAGCAGAGAUGUUGCAAGGCCAAAAACUGCAGGGUGUCUCUACAGCAAAGGAGGUUUACGAGGUUCUAAGUCAUCGAGGAUGGUUAGAAUUAUUCCCCCUUUUCUCAACAGUUCAUGAGAUCUGCAGUGGCCGUCUUGCUCCCUCAGCCAUAGUUGAAUAUACCGAGCACUCAGCCAGAUUGCCCUUGCUGUAGAGUUCUGCUCACUUGAACUGAUAUGCAGAGAGUUGAAGUCAAUAUAUAAAUCUAGAUACUCCAGAUUUUGGUUACUUAUCAGUCCCUGCUUCUCUUGUUUUCCCCCCUUAUAAUGAAUAGUACAAUUUUGAGGAGGGGCUGGUGUCCUCCUCAUAAGCCAUCAGCAAUUUGAUGCCAAGAAAUCAUAGCAUUUGA
Molecule: messenger RNA, 1621 nt
Organism: Solanum stenotomum
Lineage: Eukaryota; Viridiplantae; Streptophyta; Magnoliopsida; Solanales; Solanaceae
Product: glycerol-3-phosphate dehydrogenase [NAD(+)]
Exons: 11
Coding region: 317-1426 (369 amino acids)
Biological process (GO): carbohydrate metabolic process; glycerol-3-phosphate catabolic process
Cellular component (GO): cytosol; glycerol-3-phosphate dehydrogenase (FAD) complex
Molecular function (GO): glycerol-3-phosphate dehydrogenase [NAD(P)+] activity; NAD binding; protein homodimerization activity
Source: RefSeq, a predicted model, not a curated record